Perkinsus marinus ATCC 50983 is the source of this 540-nucleotide messenger RNA. Its product is annotated as apicomplexan-specific protein, putative. The transcript is spliced from 3 exons. Bases 1 to 540 code for a protein of 179 amino acids. The record is from RefSeq and is a predicted model, not a curated record. NCBI's taxonomy places the organism in Eukaryota, Perkinsozoa, Perkinsida, Perkinsidae.
AUGUUGAUCGCUCUCUUCGUAGGACACAAGAAAGGAAGGAAACACCGGCAUCGUCGACGUCAUGAUGAUGAUAAAGACCACGACCACGAUGAUGAUGAUAAAGACCACGACCACGAUGAUGAUGACGAUGAUGAUGACGAUGAUGAUGACGAUGAUGAUGACGACGAUGAUGACGAUGACGACAAUGACGAUGACGAUGACGACGAUGACGAUGAUGAUGAUGAUGAUGACGAUGAUCAUCAUAAGGAUGAAGACCAUCAUGACAAGAGCGGUGAGGGCGGAGGCUCUCGAACAAGACACAGGGGCAAAUCGGGCAAGCGGCCGACAACUGAACGCCACCGAGAAGACGCUGAUGAGGCAAGCGGAAGAGAAAAUGAGGAUGGCAACCAACAUGAUUCUGCCGCCGCCGCAGAGGACGGCAAAGACGAUGAGGAGACCUCCGAUGGUGGAACACAACCGACUAUGAUGAAAGGUCAGCCAGUCAAGGAAGAUAACGGAGCUAAGGUUGCUGAGCUAGGAGUGCAGAGGGUGAUGCCGUAA